CCAUAUCUAUCAACAAUGUGCUUAGUUCCGAUGUGAGUUCCUUUACUAUGGUUAACUACUGAUCUGUACUUUUGUGUAUGGUUCCAACCAAGCAGUAGGGAGAGCCAAAGUUUUUUAGUCUUUUCUUGUUGAGUGUGGUUUUGGUAGUACUGUGAUGGAGACAUUUUGAUUUAGAUGGGGUCUUGUUUCUUUCUUUCCUGCAAGCUUAAGCACUGUAUAAUAGGUUUUCCUAGUGGUUGCCUCCUGCUGCGGUCUUGAAUUGCUGUAGGAACAGGAACUUGAGAGUUUCUUGUGCAUAUGCUAUAACUGGAUGCUCUAGUUUGGUUGCUGAACCAUAUAAGAUAGCUUAGAAAGUAACUGCAGUCCAAACUAUUGAAGGCUGAAGCUACUGAUCAACCAACACUAAUUCUCCUUUUCUGCUUUUAUGUCCUGUUUUCAUUAACUCGGUUGAACCAUGUAAGAUAUGCUCUAGUUUGGUUGCUUUUAUGUCCUGUUUUCAUUUACUCUGUUGUUGUUUAGGUCGAGUGUGAUGAUGCUGGAAUGGAUUCCUCAAGUGGGGAAGAGAUGGAAGUUGAAAUGGAUGCAAGUACGAGCAAGGUGGCUGCUAGUGAUCAUACUGGUUCAGCUUCGACUCAUAUUGAGUCACCAAUGCCAAGAUUCAGAGGAGAUUGACAAUAUCGAUGAAGAGUUGAGUAUGAUAAUGAAGGCUAUUGGUAUCUCUGAUGUUCCUAUUCCUCGUAUGAGUCCUAAUGUAGAGGCAAGCGCAAACACAUAAGGUAGCAUUUGAACCUAAUCAUUAUUGCGAUUUCCGAGCUACCUUGCUUAUUUUGGAUACUUAGUGAAACUGUAUUACAUUUGAAGUUGCUAUGUUUAAGAUCUUUGUAAAGAUACAUGUCAAUGCUCUAUCUUCCCUGUCCCCAGAUUCAUUCCCAAUCCGGAGAAGCCUUGAUAAUACUAAAUUGAAAAAAAAAUUCUUUGUGAAGAGUACUUGAUUCGGUUUCACGUUCUGGCAGUGAUCUUAGUUGUCUGCCUGUUUCUGUUCUUGAGUUUUGAGACUCCACUUUGCAACCCUAAGGCUCCUGUCCUGUGGGUUCUUUUGCACUCUCAUCCUAGACAGGGCUAGCUUCUUUAGAUCUGCCAAAUAUUAGUUAUCUUUUCUGCAACCUGAUAUCAUCAAGCAAAUAUAAACCAGUCAAUUGCUAUCUCUUGAAAAAACCACAUAAUAUGGCAUGUCAAUGCUAUAGCAAUAUCAGUCUCGGAUUUCCUUUUCUACAAGCUGCCAUCUCAAACAUUAGCUAGGCAUUGCCUUCUUGCUUUGUACUGCUUUGGUUCAGUUUGAAAGGCUGUUUGAACUUUGAAGUUGCUAUGAUGUUUGUAUGAACAGAGAAGGUGAAAUAUUGUAGUCUGGAACUCUCACUUGGAUCAUUGGACUUUAAUCAAGCUUGAUCACCAUUGGUCUGCUUUCCUUUUUAUCUUCUUGGUGCUGUUACAUUUCUGGAGUUCCCAAUAAUGAUGUGUUAACUUAGUGGAGACUUGUAUUUGAAGCUAACUUGCAUGUUGUUCUAUUAACAGGUGGUUCCAGCUUAGGCUCUUCCUCCAAUAUGUGUUUUCAGGUUGAUGGAAACUACACAGAAGCUGUCAAAGUCGUCAAAGUCAGAGCUUCUAGAAGACGGUGUAGAUGGGUAGUCAAAGAAGGAAGUCCCUAACUUUCUUGUGUUUCUUGUGUCUGUAAUUGUUUCGAGAGGUUCAAAUUGUAGUGUUAAUGGAUUAGUCUACUUCUCAAUUUAGCAUUACUUGCUACUGGUUAUUUACUUAGUUGUGGAAACAGUUGCAGUAGCUAAGGGCCCCUGAUGGUUCCAUCUAUUUUUAAGAGGCACUGAUAUUGUGUAAUGUGUAGAGGGAACUUGGCAAUGGCAUGCUCUGUUUUGGUGACAGGAAAACAGAGUCGCCAGCUCCAACAGUAACAGUUUGCGAUUUUUGGCAUGCUCUGUUAAACAAAGUCUGUUUCUUGAUUCAGUUCUUGAUUUUGGCAUGCUAUGUUUUAGAUACGUUGUACAAAUCAUAAUGAAUUGCGGUCAAAAUGCGGUGCGGUCUAAAUCGUUCCAAACCACUAAUUUAUGCGGUUUGGUUUGACCGCACCGAUAACUUAGCGGUCGAACAUGCGGCGGGAUCCAAUUAAGAUGCGGUGCGGUUUAUAUGAAUGCGGUGCGAUGCGGUCCGAACCGCACCGAUACACACCCCUACAUGGUAUUGAGCGACGACUUGGACUUUGGUUGUUCAGGAGUUGCACCUGCCUUUGAAGAUGCUGGUUCCUAUCUGGAAGGCAUUGUGUGGCUCUGUGUCUGGAGAUAAUGACUCUUCUGUACAUUCAAAUGUAGAAGAUCAUGAACAGAGUGUCUGACAAAUUGGAUUAUCAGAUCAAGGAAAGAAGAAGAGCUGAAAAUUUUAAGUCACUAUGGGUUUAUGGGACUUUCCUUCUUAUACCAGUCUUUCCCCUGAUCCGAGUCCGAGGAUGAAAAGGACAAAAAAAAAAGUAUAAGAGGGACAAAUAAAAGGACACGAAACAU
Molecule: messenger RNA, 2567 nt
Organism: Linum trigynum
Lineage: Eukaryota; Viridiplantae; Streptophyta; Magnoliopsida; Malpighiales; Linaceae
Source: the annotation of a GenBank genome assembly